This is a messenger RNA of Gaeumannomyces tritici R3-111a-1, 207 nucleotides long. RefSeq lists its product as hypothetical. The record is from RefSeq and is a predicted model, not a curated record. Gene Ontology annotation, biological process: translation. The transcript is spliced from 2 exons. Lineage: Eukaryota; Fungi; Ascomycota; Sordariomycetes; Magnaporthales; Magnaporthaceae. Gene Ontology annotation, cellular component: ribosome. Bases 1 to 207 code for a protein of 68 amino acids. Gene Ontology annotation, molecular function: structural constituent of ribosome.
AUGAGAGCCAAGUGGAGAAAGAAGCGAGUUCGACGCCUCAAGCGCAAGAGAAGAAAGAUGAGAGCCCGGUCAAUAGCGCAGAGCACAACGACCAUCAUCGACUCCGGCAACGACACCAAGUCCAUCACCUACCCGCGCAGACAUGGCUUGGACAUUCACCAAUCGAUCACAUCAAUUACGACAGUGAUGGAACUGGAGGACCGAUGA